Syngnathus acus (greater pipefish) is the source of this 3643-nucleotide messenger RNA. RefSeq names its product elongation factor like GTPase 1 (gene efl1). The record is from RefSeq and is a predicted model, not a curated record. Gene Ontology annotation, biological process: cytosolic ribosome assembly. The transcript has 23 exons. NCBI's taxonomy places the organism in Eukaryota, Metazoa, Chordata, Actinopteri, Syngnathiformes, Syngnathidae. Gene Ontology annotation, molecular function: GTPase activity; ribosome binding; GTP binding. Bases 253 to 3606 code for a protein of 1117 amino acids. Gene Ontology annotation, cellular component: cytosol; ribonucleoprotein complex.
AAUGCGACAGAAGAAGAAGAGGAAUGACGUCAUUCUGGACUUCUUUCGCCCGGAAAAGAUGGACACGCAUGUGAAUUAGACUACCGUAUCGUCAUAUUCUUCAGCUGAUUUAAUGCACGUUGCUCCGUGCCAUUCGGUGUUUUGUACCAUCAGAAGCUUCAGAAGGCUUGUUUCUCUCUUAUCCACUCGGCUCACGAGCAGUCUUGAGUUUACAACGCCUGCUUUUUACAGCGUACUUGCUCAGGGUUCGCAAUGGGUCCUACCACUCUGGAUAGAAUCAUUGAACUGCAGAAAAAUCCAGCCUGUAUUAGAAAUCUUUGCAUAUUGGCACAUGUUGACCACGGUAAAACUACUCUUGCGGAUUGCUUAGUGGCAAGCAAUGGUAUCAUAUCAAGCCGCCAGGCAGGGAAGCUAAGGUAUCUGGACAGCAGAGAGGAUGAGCAAAUCAGAGGAAUCACCAUGAAGUCCAGUGCCAUCUCUCUUCAUUUCCAAGAGGGUGAUGAAGAUUUCUUACUGAAUUUGAUUGACUCUCCGGGGCACGUUGACUUCUCCUCUGAAGUUUCCACUGCUGUCCGCCUGUGUGAUGGUGCCAUUGUUGUUGUUGAUGCUGUAGAGGGAGUCUGCCCACAGACGCAGGUCGUACUGCGACAGGCUUGGUUGGAGAACAUCAGGCCCGUUCUGGUCAUUAAUAAAAUCGACCGACUUAUCGUGGAGCUCAAGUUUACCCCUCAAGAAGCUUAUGCCCACUUGCAAAAGAUUAUGGAACAGGUGAAUGCGAUCACGGGAACCUUGUUCACAUCCAGAGUGAUGGAGAAGCAAGCAGAGAAAACAAAAGAGGAGCAAGGGUGUGAGACCCCACUCGGAGACCAAGUGUAUGACUGGAGUGCAGGGCUGGAGGAGGCUGAUGACUCUCAUCUCUAUUUCUCUCCUGACCAAGGAAAUGUGGUCUUUGCCAGUGCUCUUGAUGGAUGGGGCUUCAGCAUUCGGCAUUUUGCCCUCAUGUACAGUGAGAGGAUGGGCAUUAAUCCAGAGGUGCUUCUCAAAACCCUAUGGGGCGAUUUCUACCUAAAUGCAAAAGCUAAGAAGAUCAUGAAAGGAGCUCAGGUCAAAGGCAAGAAGCCACUCUUUGUGCAGCUUGUCCUGGAUAAUAUUUGGAGUUUAUACAAUGCUGUUGUUACUCACAGAGACAAGGAGAAAGUUGAGAAGGUGCUAGCAUCUCUUGGCGUCAAGGUGAUGGCCAGGGAUUCUCGUCACUCUGACCCAAAAGUUCUUCUGUCUGCUAUAUGCAGCCAGUGGUUGCCAGUGUCUCAGGCUGUCCUCUCAAUGGUGUGUAAUAAGCUUCCGAGUCCAUUACACAUAGCAGCAGAGAGGGUGGAAAAACUGAUGAGUGUCGGAGUGCGUCGAUUUGACACCUUGCCUGAGAGGACGCAGGAACUGAAAAAUGCAUUUCUCCAGUGCUCAAGCAAUGAAAAUGCACCAGUCAUAGUUUUUGUGUCCAAGAUGGUUGCUGUGGAAACCAAAGCCUUGCCUCACAACAAAAAAAGACCUUUGACUCAGGCAGAGAUUUCCCAGUGCAGGGAAUUAGCGAGACAAAGACAUGCUGAAAGGAUGGCAGCAGGACAGCAGAACCACUCAGUGAAUGCACUUGUGGAUAUUCAGUCAGGAGGACUCUGCAAAGGUGAUGAGAUCGCAACUGAAGGGCUAAAAGAGUCCAAGACAGAGGAGCAAAGAGAGACCUUCAUAGCAUUUGCCAGGGUAUACAGCGGGGUGGUGAAAAAAGGACAAAGAAUAUUCAUACUCGGACCAAAGUAUGAUCCUGCCCAGGGCCUAAGCAUGCUGCCUGAGCAUUGCAGUCCUUCUGACAGUUUACCUGAGGUGCCUCAUCUGUCCUGUUGUUCCAUUGAAAACAUCUACCUGCUGAUGGGCAGAGAACUGGAAGAGCUAGAAGAGGUGCCCUCCGGCAAUGUGCUUGGCAUCAGAGGUCUAGAAGACUUCAUUUUGAAGUCAGCUACGAUUUCCACCACUCCUGCUUGCCCACCCUUCACUCCACUCAACAUUGAGGCGUCACCCAUUGUACGAGUUGCCAUAGAACCAAAACACCCAGGUGAGAUGCCAAAACUGGUGCGUGGGAUGCGUCUGUUGAACCAAGCAGACCCCUGUGCUGAAGUGCUAAUCCAGGAGACAGGAGAACAUGUUUUGAUCACUGCUGGAGAGGUUCAUCUCCAACGCUGCCUGGAUGACAUCAAAGACCGGUUCGCCAAAAUUGAGAUCAGCGCAUCCAAGCCUAUCAUCCCAUUCCGAGAGACCGUAGUGCGCCCUCCCAAAGUAGACAUGGUGAAUGAAGAUCUUGGCAAGCAGCAAAAAGUGGCUGUCAUUCACCAGGUAAAAGAUGAAGUUUCUCAUGGUCAUGCUACAGAGACUCUUCAUGUUGACAGCAGUGGUUUGGUCACACUAACCACUCCAAAUAAACUGGCCACUGUCAGCGUGCGUGCAAUCCCCUUGCCUCAGGAGGUGACUUGUCUUCUGGAGAACAGCUCAGCGCUAAUUCGAACUCUAGAACAAGUCAACAUGACCUUGAGGGAAGGUAGAAAUCUAGACAUUAGUGUUAGGACCUUGGAAGCCAUUACCAACCUCAAGGCCCAACUGGAAAGCAAACUCCAAGGAAGGAAGUGGAGGAAUGCUGUGGAGCAUAUCUGGGCUUUUGGACCUCGCAGGUGUGGCCCAAAUAUUCUGCUGAACAAGCUGGAGGGUUAUCAGCGGCCAUCUUUCUGGCAGUAUCUAUGCCAAGAAGAUAAAUCUGGGAAAGAUGGAGCUCAGGCAAAAAAUAUCCGAGAGUUUGACAACAGCAUUGUCAGUGGCUUCCAGUUAGCAACUCUGUCAGGGCCGAUGUGUGAAGAGCCCCUCAUGGGGGUCUGCUUCUGCAUUGAGAGAUGGGAUGUACAGUCUUUAAAUUGGAAACAUGAAAAUACCUUUGAGGAAAUGGCCACAUUUCAAGAGGCUUUGGGUACUAUUAAAGCACCAGAAAGCACUGAUGCAUUGGAAGUCACCCCUACUCACCCAAGUCAAGCCAAACGCUACCAAGAUAUUACCUCUGAAGACUGUUACGGGCAUGUUUCAGGCCAGCUGAUUGCUGCCAUGAAGGAGGCAUGCCGCCAUGCUUUCCAGGCUCAGCCGCAGAGACUUAUGGCUGCGAUGUACACCUGUGAAAUAAUGACCACUGCGGACGUUCUGGGCAAAGUAUAUGGUGUUGUUGGAAAACGAGAAGGCCGCAUUCUCCAUGAAGAAAUGAAGGAAGGAACAGAAAUAUUCAUCAUCAAGGCCGUUGUGCCUGUAGCUGAGAGUUUUGGUUUUGCAGAUGAAAUCCGCAAGAAGACCAGUGGGCGAGCCAGUCCACAAAUGGUCUUCAGUCACUGGGAGGUGAUCAGCAGCGAUCCAUACUGGGUUCCUACCACUGAGGAAGAAUACCUGCACUUUGGGGAAAAGGCAGACUCAUCUAACCAGGCACUCAAAUAUAUGAAUGCUGUCCGCCGCCGAAAGGGCCUCUAUGUGGAGGAAAAGAUAGUUGAACAUGCAGAAAAACAACGAACCCUAAGCAAAAACAAAUAGACAAAAAAUAAAAAGUCCUUUCUGCUCUACCAGAUGA